Molecule: messenger RNA, 1792 nt
Organism: Drosophila ficusphila
Lineage: Eukaryota; Metazoa; Arthropoda; Insecta; Diptera; Drosophilidae
Gene: Charon
Exons: 4
Coding region: 165-1748 (527 amino acids)
Molecular function (GO): protein binding
Source: RefSeq, a predicted model, not a curated record
UUCACUUUGCAACACUGUUAUCCAGCGUGUCUUGGGGGAAAACCAAUUUAUUUUCUUUUGGAUCCAUCUAAUCUUAGACUUCCCCCAUAAAACGGCCGCAAGCAAAGUCUCCAUAUCUUUUAUCGAUUGUGUAAACUCGAGUAGUUCAUUUGAAAUCAGUGACGAUGAAGAAGGUGCUAUUAACAAAAUCGAAGCACAACCAGCCAGUCGCUGGCGGAUCGGAUAUUCCGUUGGGCAAGCAAGCAGCAUCACUUCGAGUGAUUUCAAUGCCCGCCCAACUGGGCACCACAACCUACAUUCAGCGCAAGUCCUUCCAGCCCGUCUACGAGGACAUUUUCAAAUUACUAAUGCGAAUUCCCGACAAAGCCCUCACCCAACGGGUGAUCGACGCGAUUAAUGGGCGUAAUAACAGCGAUAAGGUCGCUAUCUCCCAUUCAGGUAAACAGUGCUCUUGUGGGGCCCAAAAAGUGGACGCCUCCACUCAAACUGAUCCGGAGCCAGAGGCAAGGAAUCCGAAAUCCGAGGAAAAACCUGCCAUCAAGAGUGAAUCAUCUGCUGUUUAUAUCAAUGGUACAUCGAUCAGUCCAAGUUCCACUGCCCUCGAAACACCUGAGCAACCACUGAAAGUUGUCAAAAAGCGCGGAAGAAAACGAAAUACAUGUGUGCCGCAGGUGGUCAAAAGAUCUGCGGCUGAAAUGGCACGCCAGGAGCGGGAGGAGAAGCAGCUGACACCUGUGGUCGCCAAAAAGAAAAAACAUGAUGUUUCGGAUUCGAGAAAUUCAGGGGGAAAUGGUGUAUCAAAAGCAACCCCUCAUCGAAGAGACUCGAGUUUUUCAGACAUAUCCUUAUAUUCGGAAGAAAUUAAUCGGGUUGAAGACUAUAUAAAUAAUGGUACCAGUUCAGAGCGAAUAAUACGCAUGAUGGCCCAAGAAUUUAGUAAGGCUCGUAUCAUGUCCGAGGAAGGAUUGCUACCCAUCCAUGAUGAAAUCCUGCGCGGUGAUGUUUACGGCGUACAUCGUCAGGCUUUUGUGUGCAACCACGCCAAGGUCGACAUCAAUGAACUACUCACCAUCGAUGGCGAGGAUUGCCUGCAACUAGCUCUGACCAACGACACGGAUACGGAGAUUGUAUCGAUCAUUUUGAGAAUGGGUUGCCACACAGACCACCUCUAUGAGAACUCAAAUACAGCUUUGCACCUAGCGGUGAUAAAUGAUAUAAGUAUUGAGUCCAUUAAGGUGCUGAUGCGUCGCAUCGAUCUAAACCUUCUACUGCUGACUAACGACGACGGUUACACAGUUUUGCACCUGGCCGUGCGUAAUAAUCAGUUUUUGGUUGCGGAGGCGAUAUUGGAUAUUAUAGACGAGCGGGAAUUGGGUGAACCAGUGUAUGGGAGAGCAACGGAGACCCCGAGUGCCGACAUUAAAGAUGAGAAGGCCUUUGCCAAGUACUAUGAUCGUGCUUGCGAAAGACUAGAAACCAACAAACACAAGUUUAAGAACCGGAGACGUAAACUGAAUGUGAUAAAUGCCUCCGAGGCAAAGGGAGGCAAUCCGCCCCUGUUUUAUGCCGUCGAAGGGGAAUUGGAACACCUUUGCUAUUUCCUGCUGGCACAUCUGGCUGACCCCGACGAGGAAAACUUAAGCGGGCAUUCCCCGAAAUCAUUUCAUUACGAAUACGCUCGCAUGUUGCGGAUAAACCUGCGAGUGGCGCGCGUCAUGGAGCAAGUGGCUGGCAUUUUGAAUACUUGACAUUGUACAUUAUUAAUACAAUAUUGGCUACUAUGCCCAGCUUA